AUGCGACUACCUUCAAUAAGACCAACAUUGAAAGAUGCAGGCGUUGUCUAUGAGAGAAUGGACGCCUGCAAGUUGUGCUAUAGUCUCUCACUUGGACAACAUAGCUCAAGUUGUCCAGAAACGGAAGCUUUUGGAAAUUUAAUUCUUGGUCAUGGAGAAUUGGACAUGUUCCAAUGUAUUAGAUUCCAAAUAAAGCUUAGAGUGGAUGUUACUAUUCGCCAAAGUAUUCAAUUGAAAUGA
This is a messenger RNA of Rodentolepis nana, 240 nucleotides long. Lineage: Eukaryota; Metazoa; Platyhelminthes; Cestoda; Cyclophyllidea; Hymenolepididae. The record is from the annotation of a GenBank genome assembly.